Cyanidioschyzon merolae strain 10D is the source of this 690-nucleotide messenger RNA. RefSeq names its product similar to fibrillin. NCBI's taxonomy places the organism in Eukaryota, Rhodophyta, Bangiophyceae, Cyanidiales, Cyanidiaceae. The coding region runs from base 1 to 690 and encodes 229 amino acids. The transcript has a single exon. The record is from RefSeq and is a predicted model, not a curated record.
AUGUUUGCGUUUGCUAGCCAUGCUUUCGCUGGAAACGCACACCUUCCGAAGACUUCACUAUGCGCGCUCACGCGUCAGCGAGAGGCUCUCAGUGUUCGGGCGCGUGGAGCUCGUUUACGGCUGUGGACGCAGCCGGGCUGCUCGCUCAUCAUGGGAGUUUUCCUGAACACACCCACCCUGGAGCAGGCGAAAGCGGAUCUAAUUGAACGCGUGAAGGAUCUUGAUAUGGGACGUAUAGGGUAUUCGGAUGCGUUCGCGAAAGAGCUGGAUGAAAAGUACAUCAAACCGUUAGAGGCGAUGAACCCGACGCGAACGCCUGUGGAGUCACCGCUUCUGGACGGUCGCUGGCGCCUCAUCUACACCAACUCGAAGAACGUGUUGGGGCUGGAUCGACCGAAUAUCGCACGCCCUCUACGAAACAGCAUCUAUCAAACCAUAUACGUGGAACGCGGCCAAGUUGUGAACGAAGAGCGCGUGCUGUUCGGUCUUCUCACGAACCGGGUCCAGGCAGUAUUCACGCCGGAGCCGCCCCGUCGGGUUCGUGUUCAGUUCAAACAGUUCCAGUUUGGCCUGCUUCGGGUUCCAGCGCCGGCGAGGGCGCGGGGAUGGCUCGACAUCACCUAUUUGGAUGAGGAUAUGCGCAUCUCUCGAGGCAAUCUAGCGAAUGUUUUCGUGCUCUUACGCGACUAG